AUGAAUAGCCGCUAUUAUAACAAAGUAGACUCUGUCGAUAUAUAUGAUAUCAUAAGAUCGAUCAAAGAUCCCGAACUCCCCAACACAUUGGAAGAGUUGAAUGUAGUUCAGGAGGACAACAUCGAGGUUGAAGAUGAUACGUCAUGCGAUCACUGUUCGAUUACUAUACUGUUCAAGCCAACAGUGCCACAUUGCCACCUUGCUCCAACCAUUGCCCUAUGUCUACGGCAAAAGAUUGAAAAGCAACUUCCCAAGCCCUCAAAGGUUACCAUCUACAUUAAGCCAGGCACUCAUCAAACUGAAGAUGAGAUCAACAAGCAGAUCAAUGAUAAAGAACGAUACAUGGCUGCGUUGGAGACACCAGAGAUAUCAGAACUUGUAGAUAGAUGUAUACAGGAGGACGAAUAA
Acytostelium subglobosum LB1 is the source of this 408-nucleotide messenger RNA. RefSeq lists its product as hypothetical. NCBI's taxonomy places the organism in Eukaryota, Evosea, Eumycetozoa, Acytosteliales, Acytosteliaceae. The record is from RefSeq and is a predicted model, not a curated record. The coding region runs from base 1 to 408 and encodes 135 amino acids. The transcript is spliced from 4 exons.